Molecule: messenger RNA, 4237 nt
Organism: Nannospalax galili (Upper Galilee mountains blind mole rat)
Lineage: Eukaryota; Metazoa; Chordata; Mammalia; Rodentia; Spalacidae
Gene: Cntnap4
Product: contactin associated protein like 4
Exons: 23
Coding region: 69-3716 (1215 amino acids)
Source: RefSeq, a predicted model, not a curated record
GACUGAGGACGACUCCAGCGCCCCGAGAUCCAGCCACUGGAGAUCUGGGGAGCUCAAAGGUUGUGAAGAUGGGAUCUGUCACUGGGGCUGUCCUCAAGACGUUACUUCUGUUAUCUGCUCAGAGCUGGAGCAGAGUAGAAGCUGGGAAUUCCUAUGACUGUGACGAUCCCCUGGUGUCUGCUUUGCCUCAGGCGUCUUUCAGUAGUUCUUCAGAGCUCUCCAGCAGCCAUGGUCCUGGGUUUGCAAGGCUGAAUCGAAGAGAUGGAGCAGGUGGCUGGUCUCCACUCGUGUCCAACAAAUACCAGUGGCUACAGAUUGACCUUGGAGAGAGAAUGGAAAUCACAUCAGUGGCUACCCAAGGUGGAUAUGGGAGCUCCAACUGGGUGACCAGCUACCUCCUGAUGUUCAGUGACAGUGGCAGGAACUGGAAGCAGUAUCGACAGGAAGACAGCAUCUGGGGUUUUUCUGGAAAUGCAAACGCAGACAGCGUUGUAUACUAUAGACUCCAGCCUUCUAUCAAAGCCAGAUUUGUGCGCUUCAUCCCGCUUGAGUGGAACCCCAAGGGCAGGAUUGGAAUGCGGAUCGAAGCGUUCGGGUGUGCAUACCGAUCAGCAGUGAUUGAUCUUGAUGGAAAGAGUUCUCUUCUCUACCGAUUUGAUCAAAACUCCCUGAGCCCAAUAAGAGAUAUCAUUUCUUUGAAAUUCAAAACCAUGCAGAGUGAUGGGAUUCUACUCCACAGGGCGGGACCCACUGGAGAUCUGAUUACAUUGGAGUUAAGAAGAGGAAAACUCUUUUUAAUUAUUAAUUCAGGUGAAGCUAGACUGCCCUCCAUUCCUGCCCCUGUCAACCUUACCCUGGGCAGCCUACUGGAUGACCAACACUGGCAUUCUGUGCUCAUCCAGAGACUGGGCAAACAGGUCAACUUCACAGUGGACGAACACAGGCAUCGCUUCCAUGCACAGGGAGAAUUCAAUUACCUGGAUCUUGAUUAUGAGAUCAGCUUUGGAGGGAUGCCAGCACCUACAAAAUCAGUGUCAUUGCCACAUAAGAAUUUUCGUGGAUGUGUAGAAAAUCUCUAUUAUAAUGGCGUCAAUAUCAUUGGCUUGGUCAAGCAACACCACCCUCAAAUCAUCACCAUGGGAAAUGUGUCAUUUUCUUGUUCACAACCACAGUCCGUGCCUCUGACUUUUCUGAGUACCAGGAGUUACUUACUACUACCAGCCUUUUCCAAAGAGGAGGAGAUUGCAGCCAGUUUUCAAUUUCGAACGUGGAAUAAGGCAGGACUUUUGCUCUUCAGUGAACUUCAACUGGUUUCAGGUGGUCUUCUUCUCUUGCUUAGUGAUGGGAAACUUAAGCUGAAUCUGCAGCAGCCAGGAAAAUCACCCAGUGACAUCACAGCAGGUGCUGGAUUAGAUGAUGGCCAGUGGCAUUCAGUGUCCUUAUCUGCUAAAAGGAAUCAUUUGAGUGUGGUUGUGGACGGCCAUGUCACCUCUGCUUCUCUGUGGCUGGGGCCGGAACAGAUUUAUUCAGGUGGCAUCUAUUACUUUGGAGGUUGUCCAGAAAAAAGCUUUGGAUCCAAGUGUAAAAGCCCACUUGGUGGAUUUCAGGGAUGCAUGAGACUUAUCUCCAUCAGCAACAAAAUGGUAGACCUGAUUGCAGUCCAGCAGGGGUCCCUUGGCAACUUCAGUGACCUUCAGAUAGACUCCUGUGGCAUCUCAGACAGGUGUUUGCCCAACUACUGUGAGCACGGGGGCGAGUGCUCUCAGUCCUGGAGCAACUUUCACUGUAACUGCACAAACACUGGAUACACAGGUGCUACCUGUCAUAGCUCUCUCUAUGAGCAGUCAUGUGAAGCCUAUAAACACCAAGGAAAUACUUCAGGAUUUUACUAUGUAGAUGCAGAUGGAAGUGGUCCUCUGCGACCCGUUCUCCUGUAUUGUAACAUGACUGAAACGGCAUGGACCAUCAUACAACACAACGGCUCAGACUUAACCAGAGUCAGGAACACUCACCCAGAGAACCCGUACACUGGGGUUUUUGAGUAUGUGGUUAACAUGAAACAACUUCAGGCCACGAUUAACCGUGCGGAGCACUGCGAACAGGAGCUUGCUUACUACUGCAAGAAGUCACGGCUUGCUAAUCAGCAAGAUGGAACUCCUUGGAGCUGGUGGGUUGGGAGGACCAAUGAAACACAGACUUAUUGGGGAGGGUCUUUGCCCAAUCCUCAAAAAUGCACAUGUGGCUUGGAAGGAAACUGCAUUGAUGCUCAGUACUACUGCAAUUGUGAUGCUGACCGGAGCGAAUGGACCAAUGACACUGGAUUCCUGUCUUAUAAAGAACAUCUGCCAGUCACUAAGAUAGUGAUUACAGACACAGGCCGGCCCCAUUCAGAAGCUGCUUAUAAACUGGGGCCCCUGCUCUGCCGGGGAGACAGUGGGACGGCCACGCGGCAAAGGGGCUUCCUGGGCUGCAUCAGGUCUCUGCAGUUGAAUGGGAUGGCCCUGGAUCUGGAAGAACGAGCCAUGGUGACUCCUGGGGUGCAGCCAGGCUGUCGAGGGCACUGUGGCAGCUAUGGGAAGCUCUGUCGCAAUGGAGGGAAGUGCAGGGAGAAGCCCAGUGGAUUCUUCUGUGACUGCUCUUUCUCUGCCUACGCAGGGCCAUUCUGUUCUGAUGAAAUUUCUGCAUAUUUUGGAUCCAGCUCCUCUGUGAUUUACAAUUUUCAAGAAAAUUAUUCCUUAAGUAAAAACUCUACCUCCCAGGCAGCUUCAUUUCAUGGUGAUAUGAAGCUGAGUAGAGAAACGAUCAAAUUUAGCUUCCGAACAACACGGGCACCAAGCUUGCUGCUUUAUAUGAGCUCCUUUUACAAAGAAUACCUUUCUGUUAUCAUUGCAAAAAAUGGAAGUUUGCAGAUAAGAUACAAGUUAAGUAGAUAUCAAGACCCUGAUGUCCUUAACUUUGACUUUAAGAGCAUGGCAGAUGGACAACUUCACCACAUAAAGAUUAACAGAGAAGAAGGAAUGGUCUUUGUGGAGAUUGACGAGAGUAUAAGCAGACGAGCCUACUUGUCAUCAGGCACAGAAUUCAGUGCAGUCAAAUCUCUGGUACUGGGAAAGAUGCUCGAGCACAGUGAGGUAGACCAGGAGACUGCGAUGGCUGCAGCCCACGGCUUCAUAGGCUGCCUCUCUGCAGUGCAGUUCAGCCAUGUGGCCCCCCUGAAGGCUGCUCUGCACCCUAGACACCCAGCUCCUGUCAUGGUGACAGGGCAUGUGACAGAGUCCAGCUGUGUGACCCCUGCUGGCACUGAUGCGACAUCCAGGGAAAGGACACAUUCCUUUACAGAUCAUUCUGGAACCAUGGAUGAUAAAGAACCUCUCUCUCAUGCAAUCAAAAGUGACUCUGCAGUAAUUGGAGGUCUGAUAGCUGUGGUGAUCUUUAUUUUGCUUUGCAUCACUGCCAUAGCUGUUCGCAUUUAUCAGCAGAAAAGGUUAUACAAAAGAAAUGAAGCAAAAAGGUCAGAGAACGUAGACAGUGCCGAGGCUGUUUUGAAAACUAGGGGCUCUCAGUGGACAAGAACUGGUUCUAACCCUGAAGGUACUGGUGAUGGAUCUGCAGCACAUAUACCUUGCUGUGUCCAAGCUCAGGAUGGCUCUGGGCCAUCUCCUCCAGUGACACUUCCCACCGCCAUCUUUCUGUGUAACAAAGGCGCUAGCUACUGAUGUUCCUUUCCGACUUUCAGACAUGAUCAAAACAAGUUUAACUCACUUAAAGACUACAGUUUUUAAAUGUAAGAACUGUAGCCUGGUCUCUUCACUAUGUAAAACAUAAAUUUUGUUAGAGGUAAGAAAUUAAAAUUGGAUCCUGCUUUAUUUGAGACCAUAUGCCACGUUCGCUUUAGUCUUUCCAUGUGGUGUUCAUGGGCCGGGAAAUGCUUCUGAGAUCUUGUUUGGCUGAUGCUUGCAUCCUCAAUGGCCAAAAGUCUAUAUUUAAAGCCCUUUUGCCUUCCUCUGUAUUACAUUCAAUACAUUGAUAGUCUGGAAAAAAAUGUUCUGUUGUCCCUGGCUUGUUCAUAUUGCUCUUUUUCUAUUUGGCUCUUCUUAAUACUUUUUAAUGGAUUUGGGUUUGUGUGUCUGACUUUAAUGCUGAACAUAAAAUUACUAUAUAAAAAGACUCAGAAAGUACAGUGGUUGUCAAUAUGUGGUGUCAUGCUUUUAAGAAGGUCUUCUAAUUAAUUUGUUAU